UAUAACAAACGAAAGAAGAAAACGAAAAUGAAGAAGCAAGCUUGCUCCAAGGUUUUUCUCAUUUGCUUUAUGUUUCUUGCUGUAAGCAGCGUAGAGUCUCAAACUUGUAGACCAAGCGGCAAGAUAAGAGGUAGAAAAUCUCCUCCAGGACAAUGCAAUCGAGAAAAUGACUCUGAUUGCUGUGUACAGGGCAAGAUGUACACCACUUACAAGUGUUCACCGCCGGUGACUGGUCACACAAAAGCAACACUAACAGUGAACAGCUUUGCACCUGGGGGUGAUGGUGGUGCCCCAUCUGAAUGUGAUAAUCAGUAUCAUUCAGAUGAUGAGCUGGUGGUAGCACUUUCUACAGGAUGGUUUGACAACAAGAGUAGGUGCUUGAACUAUAUUAUGAUCCAUGGAAAUGGACAAAGUGUCAAGGCCAAGGUAGUAGAUGAAUGCGAUUCUACCAUGGGAUGCGAUUCGGAUCAUGAUUAUCAGCCCCCUUGUCCUAACAAUAUUGUAGAUGCCUCAAAAGCGGUUUGGAAGGCUUUAGGUGUUUCUGAUCCUGACAGUGUGGGAGAAAUGGACAUAUAUUGGUCUGAUGCUUGAGGUCCUUUUAUGCAAUAUAUGUAAUUUUCUCAUGUAAUUUGCUUCAUAUCCUUACCAGGUUGAUACAUACGUCUAUGUAAAAUUGUCAUGUAAAAUAUACCGUGUGUUUGUAUCCAAAUCUGCAUUUAGUU
This is a messenger RNA of Ricinus communis (castor bean), 722 nucleotides long. Its product is annotated as kiwellin-1. Bases 28 to 591 code for a protein of 187 amino acids. The transcript has a single exon. The record is from RefSeq and is a predicted model, not a curated record. NCBI's taxonomy places the organism in Eukaryota, Viridiplantae, Streptophyta, Magnoliopsida, Malpighiales, Euphorbiaceae.